Messenger RNA from Saprolegnia parasitica CBS 223.65, 171 nucleotides. RefSeq lists its product as hypothetical. The transcript is spliced from 2 exons. The record is from RefSeq and is a predicted model, not a curated record. The coding region runs from base 1 to 171 and encodes 56 amino acids. Lineage: Eukaryota; Oomycota; Saprolegniomycetes; Saprolegniales; Saprolegniaceae.
AUGGACCGCCUGGAACCGCCAUGGGCAGUCGAUCCUUCCGGCGCCAUCAUCGCCAUGCUUCACUUUCGAAGCCGUCAAGCCAGCCCUGCAAUACCUGGUAUAGCGUGUCAAGUCGAGUGGGGCACUCUUGGUGUACACACCGUGGAUAGCAACGACACAAGAGUCGCUUAA